UUGGUAGUUCUAGAUUAUAAGAUUGUUUCAAUUGACAAAAAUUUGUUUUUUUUUGGAGAUAAUUACUGGUAAUGGCUGCUUAAUUUUCGUGAAGAAACAGCAUCUGAAAAUUUCUGUUCAACAAGCUUUAUACGUGAAAUUUUAUGUUCGAAUCUUUGCAUUGUUUGCUGAAGAAUUUUACAUUUGUCGUGUCUGUCCAAUUUUGGUGGCUUUCGUCUGUGUUUUGUGGCAUCAUUAUCUGCGAAACUGUUUAUAAGUUAACUGGAAUGGUUAGCCUAAUGUGCUUCAAGGGAUAUGGGAAUCUCAGCAUUGCAAAAAAAAUUGAGUGGAAUAACAGAGGCUUUUCAACAUUUCAUGCUGUUAUGGUAGCAUUUGCUUCUCUUUACUUGGUAUUGUUGUCUGAUCUUUUCAGUGAAGGUUAUAGUGAUGAGUUAAUCAUCAAUCGAACGUCUGCUGUUUCAGAAACAGUACUUGGGAUAUCUAUUGGCUAUUUUCUGUCAGACCUGGCAAUGAUUCUUUGGACUUUCCCAGCUUUAGGUGGUCUGGAAUAUGUUCUACAUCAUGGGCUAUCCAUGUUUUCAAUCUUUCUUGCUCUUGUAAGUGGUCAAGGACAGAUAUAUAUACUCAUGGUUCUCUUCUCAGAGAUUACAACACCAUUUGUAAAUCUAAGAUGGUAUUUGGAUGUUGCUGGUCAGAAAAGUUCCAACAUAUACAUCUGGAACGGUGUGGCAUUGUUCCUGGGGUGGUUGGUAGCAAGGAUUCUUUUAUUCAUCUAUUUUUUCAUCCACAUGGCUAUCCAUUUUGAUCAGGUGAAGGAAAUUUUCCCCUUAGGCUUCUACAGCAUGCUGACAGUGCCUCCAGUGUUGGCAAUUAUGAACGUGAUAUGGUUUUGGAAAAUUUUCAAAGGUUUGAUCAAAACUCUUUCGAAAGCAAGGCACAGGCAGUGAGUAAAAAUUUCUUCUGUGUUUGGCCAUAAUAGAUUUUUAUUCAAAAAAAUGGAAUGACAAAGUGUAAAUCAAAUUGUAAAUUAGUUUCUUCCCCAGCAUCAUAUUGAUAUUGACAUGCUUUAUUGCCUUAAUUUGUUUUGUCCUGAUUUGACCGACAUUGGGUUUUCUUUUUCAAUUCAUCAUGAACUGUAAUCACAUUUCUUUUAUCAAUUUAAUAAUAAAUUACUUUUUCUAA
This is a messenger RNA of Mangifera indica (mango), 1182 nucleotides long. Its product is annotated as TLC domain-containing protein 4. The record is from RefSeq and is a predicted model, not a curated record. Gene Ontology annotation, cellular component: membrane; endoplasmic reticulum. The transcript has 8 exons. The coding region runs from base 144 to 947 and encodes 267 amino acids. NCBI's taxonomy places the organism in Eukaryota, Viridiplantae, Streptophyta, Magnoliopsida, Sapindales, Anacardiaceae. Gene Ontology annotation, biological process: lipid homeostasis.